AUGUCUGACGAGGUCAGAGAGCUUCGCCGCUUACUGGAGGAGGAAAGGAAGCGUGCGGAGACCGCAGAGCAACGUCUUCAUUGCACCACCAAAGAGCUUGAUAACACCACCAAAGACCUUCAUAACACCACCAAAGACCUUCAUGACACCACCAAAACCCUCAAGAAAACAAGGGAAAGCCUCGAGGAUGCGAAAAGCACGAUCUUCCAGCAACAAAUCCUAAACAGGCCAACCACGAUUUUUGAGUACCUCGACACCUGCCAUACGCAUUUAUUUCUUGGCCUCACAGUAGGCGACACUAAAGACUCUACAAAAGGUGCUCUGACGAAACCGGACGGCAGACUUCGUCCGCAGAAAAUAACAGAGUGGCUGGGUUUUGCCGAUGAACAAGAGGGUGUUUGGAAUCGCCUUAUGGACAUGGAGUUUGUCUCGGAACGCCACUUUUCAUCCCUAUCUUUCCUCACGGAGCUUGGGGCCAGCUUAAGAACAGAAACCACCCGCUCAGAGUUGGAUCUUCGCCACUUUCAACGGGACACACUUUCGCGGCCUGUCCGCUCCCUGAUUUCUAGUCUAUAUUCAAAUGAGGAAGUUCGAACUCGCUUCCAUUUGUUGGGUGAAAUUUCCUUUGAAAAUCAUGGAAAUACCCUAAAUGACGAGCCAACUGAAGAUGAACCACCUGCAGAAUGUCCCCCAGCAAAGCUUCGGAAAACUGACAAAGGAGAAGCUACGCCUACUACACCGGCCUCAAACCCUCAUCCCUUGGUAGACGAAUUUUGUGUGUACAACAGGGGGAAUGGUCAGAAUCUUCCAGCAUUCAUUGUUGGGUUGAAGCCUCCACAUAAACUUCCCUUGUCAAUAAUCGAGCAUUCUCUAAAAAACAUGGAUCUAGAUGAAGUACUACAGUGCCAGCCAAACGAGUCCGAAAAAAUUAAAUCUCGCCGUACAAUGGCCGCGGUAAUCACUCAGGCAUUUUCCUACAUGAUAAAAUCUGGGGUUAGGUAUGGAUAUGUGUCUACUGGCGAAGCCUUUAUAUUUCUCUAUAUUGGCGAGGACCCAGGCACCGUAUACUACUACUUGUCACAGCCAAAAAAAGAUGUGAGUGAGAGUACUGGAUAUGCUGGCCAAACAGACCAGCCCAAUAAGCUCCAUAUGACUGCUGUUGGACAAGUUCUAGCCUUCACGCUCAGAUCUCUUCUUGAGCCCCCGUGUCCACAGGAUUGGCGAAAAAGAGCUGAGGAUCUACUAAAGCCAUGGCAGCUUUGUUACAAUGAUGAUAGUGAUAUUACUACCCCAUCCCCGAAAUCAGUAGCCACCGAGGGGUAUACACCCGAGAUAAGAAGCAGAGAGGAUUAUGCUAGUCGUUCCCCUGUAAUGACUAGGGCCAAAAAGUUGAUACUUCUACCAUCGCAACAACCGCAUGCAUCGGAAAAUGAUCAAAGUUCCGAAGAAAGUGAUGAAAAUUCUAAUGAUUCUCCAAAUUCUCCUUGCAGGGGGGCGCGUCGUUCAACAAACGUUAUGGUUGUGAUCCCUCCUUAUCAUCCCAAAACAUCACCUCGAACUCGUCCUUUUAGUGAGGGAAGGUCUCGACCGUACUGUACGCCACAGUGUCUUCUUGGGCUAUUAAAUGGAGGCAAUCUGGACAAGGCGUGCCCGAAUGUAAAUGACCACGGGACAGAUAAGCACCAGAUCAAUAUAUCGACAUUUUUAUCCCUUUUGCAUGAUCAACUACUCAUUAAAGAAGAACGACCUUUGGAUCUUUAUGCAUCCGAUGGAUGUGAAUCACUCCAUAUACACGGCUCUCGUGGAGCAUUAUUUGAAGUCAUACUUUUUGCAUAUGGGUAUAAACUUGUUGGAAAAGGGUUUCCUGCCUGGUUUCUGCGGUAUCUACAACACGAAAGAGCUAUAUAUCAACACCUUCUUCCAGUUCAGGGACGCCAUGUCCCAGUAUGUCUUGGAACCCUAGAUCUUUCAAAGCUGCCACUAUCCUAUGACGGAAUUGCGGAGAUUCCCCAAGUUUUGCUUCUUAGUUUUGCUGGAAUCUCUCUCAGGCGCUCUGGCAUCGAUCGCAAAAAACUCUCUAAAAUGGCAUCUGAAUCACUUCAAGCUAUUCACCGCCUUGGAGUACGCCAUUGUGAUCCCUAUGUCCGCAAUAUAUUCUGGAACGUGGAUAGUAAGAGGGUGGUGUUCAUUGACUUUGAGCGCGCCCAAAUCCAAGAGGCGAGACCCCCCUUACAGGUCACAUCUUUCAACGCAAAGCGAAAAAGAGUAGAUGCCGAAGAGCUUGCUAAAGAACGUCGAGCUUGUUGGAUGCUUGAGGAUGAAAUGCACAGUAUGCUAAUGGAUAUCCCAUACGUUUAA
Molecule: messenger RNA, 2358 nt
Organism: Ophidiomyces ophidiicola
Lineage: Eukaryota; Fungi; Ascomycota; Eurotiomycetes; Onygenales; Onygenaceae
Exons: 1
Coding region: 1-2358 (785 amino acids)
Source: RefSeq, a predicted model, not a curated record